Messenger RNA from Platichthys flesus (European flounder), 2154 nucleotides. RefSeq names its product ATP synthase mitochondrial F1 complex assembly factor 2 (gene atpaf2). The coding region runs from base 293 to 1132 and encodes 279 amino acids. Lineage: Eukaryota; Metazoa; Chordata; Actinopteri; Pleuronectiformes; Pleuronectidae. The record is from RefSeq and is a predicted model, not a curated record. Gene Ontology annotation, cellular component: mitochondrion. Gene Ontology annotation, biological process: mitochondrial proton-transporting ATP synthase complex assembly. The transcript is spliced from 8 exons.
GUUUGACUCCAUCUGUCAAGCUAGCGCAGAAGGUCAGACGCAUGGUUUUGAACGUAGGAGCUCGUCUGUGAAAGCUAAGGACGAAAUAUGUGGUAGGGAAAUAGCGACUUAGCACCGUUUGCAAGUACAGGAUAAACAAGAGCUAAGGCUAACACGUAAAACAACUGUAGUCUAACAAUGUUACGUGCGGAUAACUAACAACCUGCAGUCACACAGAGAUAGCCUAGCUUGUUUUACCGCUUCUUCGCCGGUGUCUUCUAUUGGAGCCUCACAUCUUCACCGAGCUGCCACCAUGUUGAGGAGCCUGGUCAGACUCCAGAGCCAAGUUAGAAAGCCUCUCGGCAAAGUGUGCCUUGGAAGUCAGCCCCCUCUGUACUCCACAGCAGCAUCAGAGAGAAGGAAAUUCUACCAAGAUGUCAGCAUAUCCCAAGGUGAAGGUGGUGUAUUUGAGAUCAACCUGGACAGAAGGAAACUGAAAACUCCCGGAGGAAAGUUGUUCACAGUGCCCAAUGAAGCCCUGGCCAUCGCCGUGGCGACCGAGUGGGAUGCGCAAAGGGACACGCUCAAGUUCUACUCUAUGCACCUGACUACGCUGUGCAACACAGCUCUGGACAAUCCCACAGAGCGAAAUAAGGACCAGAUGAUCAGUGCUGCUCUGAAGUUUCUGGAGACUGACACUGUCUGUUACAGAGUAGAUGAGCCUCAUGCUUUGGUUGAGCUACAGAGGAAUGAGUGGGACCCGGUGCUGCAUUGGAUUGAAAACAGAUACAACGUCACUAUCGGCUCCUCGUCCAAUAUUUUGGGUCCUGAGAUCCCAGAGCAGACCAAAGACACGUUCCGGCAACACUUGAAAUCGUACAACUUUUGGUCUCUGACAGGUCUUGAGUUUGUGAUCACACAGCUGAAGUCUGUUGUGCUGUCGUUGGCAAUGAUUGACACACAUCUGAGUGUGGAGCAGGCGGUGCUGCUCUCCAGACUGGAGGAGGAAUACCAGAUUCAGAGUUGGGGAAACGUAGAGUGGGCGCAUGACUAUGACACGUAUGAGCUGAGGGCCCGGACCGCUGCAGGAGUUCUUUUUGUUCACCUCUCAUCUGAGAGUUCAACUGUCAAGAGAAAACUCAUGCAGGAUUGAGAAGGAGGAGCUCAAAUACAAAAACUCAAUGGGCACACAGCAAAUCUGCCCUCAAUCCGAGAUCCCCCAAAGUUCAAAGGUUUAUCCGUGAUUUGUGAUUCUACAUCCAUGCAGACAGACACCAUGCAUCCUCUUUGUUCUGUUUAGCAGUGACAGCUGUUCUGUCUGUGAUCUGUAACAGAGUCAUCUCACUCCAGCACAUCAUACAGGCUGUCUUUUUUGCCAUGUUUAUUUGUGGCGGCUGCCAAGAGUGACACCCUCUCAGAGUUUCCAGGCGGUUCUCAGUCAUCCGUGACAUUUUGGCCACUGGUAACUACUGCUGUUGUCUGUUUGGUGGUGGAAUGUUAAUUCCACUGCUGCUUUAUUUUCUCUUUGCUACAUUUGAAUGCUGGAAGGUUCAUAAGAGGAUGUCGAGUCGAACUGUGCUGUGUGUAGAUGAAGUGAAAUCCUUUUGCAAUAGGUUAAACAUACUGCAUUCAAACUACUAUUUGUAAAGACAUGAACUCAAGUAGGAGAUUGUUCGGGUCAGACGCAUUCACAAAAGGAACAAAAUAGAGAUGUACUUACAUGCAGGAGGAUAUUACGUAUACAUUUCACUCCAGGAUUCACGUUUUGGUUCAUAGCACAUCAACACUGGCAUCGGGAAAAGCCUUUGAAUCUUGUCUUUCCAAGUUGACAUCAUAAUUGGUGUCCUUUUCACAAGGGUCCAGGCAGGAGUAGUUCUGGAGCAAUGUCUGGACAUUUGUGUUCUCACAUGCAGACCCUCAUGAAAAUUUGGGGGAAAUAUUCAGACUUCAGUGCUUAUCUGAAAGAAACAUACGUAAUAUUGGCAUCGUUUAUUUGUAUGUAUUCAGGCCUUUUCAGUGCAGUAACAUGUUGAGAGCUGUAUAGGAAAAUCCUGGUCACUGCUGUCAUCUGCACAGAACUGGAACAAAUUGGACUCCAUCCUCAUCCUGUAGUAACGUUUAAGUGCAAAGCUCUGUUUCUUUUACAGGUCAAAUAAAUCAAAGUGUAUGAAAGAA